AUGGAUAAAGUAGAUGACAUCAUUCCCACUAUCCGGUAUCAUGACCCCCUAUAUACGCCACGGACGGGAAGAGAAAAGUGGCCCCUCCAGGGUCACUAUGAAAAUAACACUUACAUAGACUGGAUGAAGGAGUCCAACAGAGAAAGUGGAAGUCAAUUGUCUCUGAAAAAGUGGCUCACAUUAAUAGGCUUCUCGUUGUUGGUGGGAUACGCCACAGUGAUCAUUGACUUGUUUUCAGUUUUCCUCAACGACCUCAGAAAAGGGCUAUGCUUCUCCUCACUAGAUACUUGGUCUUUACUCAAUCCGUACCUGACUUGUCCAGCAGACCACUGGUACGACUGGCUGCAAAUUAUCUCUGGGUCUGGCAAUAUUGUUGUCAGCGGCAUUUUGGGAUUUCCCAUAUAUUUAUCGCUAGUGUUGGUGUUUUCAAUGACUGCUGGCUACCUUACGAUGAACAGGGCGCCCAUGAUCAAACAGUCGGGUAUUCCUGAGUUGAAGCUAAUUAUUUCGGGUUUCAACUACUACUUGAAAAGCUAUUUGGGUGCAAGAACACUUCUCUAUAAGAUUAUUUGUUUGAGCUUGGUGGUGGGCUCAGGAUUUUGGCUAGGCAUCGAGGGCCCUUUGGUCCACAUCUCUUGUUGCAUCUUGUCCAUUUGCUUCGAUGCCAUUUUGAGGGAUCAUGCCUCGGAAGGAAUGCGUCGUGAGCUCCUAAGCGCUGCAACCGCUACAGGCAUUGCUGUGGCGUUCAAUUCUCCCAUUGGUGGUGUCCUUUUCGUUGUGGAGCUUUUGCCUUCCUACUUUAUGCCGACAAAAAUUAUGUGGAACUCGUUUGUUUCGGCUACAGUGGCACUUGUGGCUCUCAAUGGUGUGAGGUCCUUCACUGACGGAGAAAACUUUCAAGAAGAGGACCUUUUUGAGGUUCUGUUUGGUAACUUCAGCUGGCUCUUCUUGGAGAUCAUCCCUUUCUUGCUUCUUGGUGUCUUAGGAGGAAUCUUCGGCCACUUGUACACGAAGAUGUACCUCAAAUUCUCUGAUCCUCAUUUAAAGCAGAGACUUUGGAAACGCCUAGCGGUGCUCUGUCGCAUUCAAGAGAAAAACGGCAGGUACGCUGAGUUGUUUUUGGUAGCCAUAGCCACGGCUUUGCUUACAUUCACUGUUCCGCUUACAAAAAUGCCAUUAGGAGCUUUUCUCAAGAUUUUGUUCAAGGACUGUCCAAAGGAUGAUUCUUCUUUAGAAUCAAAUUCAGAAAACUUCAUGUGUCAGCCAUCAACGGUGAUUACUCUUUUCAAAUUAAUCUACAUCCUUCUUCAAGGGUUUUGCUUGUCGGCUUAUGCGUACGGACUACUGCUUCCAGGAGGUAUCUUGAUGCCAUCACUAGUGCUAGGUGGCACCGUGGGAAGAUUUGUGGGAAUCAUCUCGCAAGCCAUCCAAAAGGCUGUUGAGGGCGACUAUUUAGCUACGUGCACUGCCAAGUCUUGUCUCGUGUCUCCAUCUUCUCAUGCAGUGGUUGGUGCAGCAGCCUUCAUGUCAGGCAUAACAAAAUUGACCUUGUGUGUCGUUGUCAUCAUCUUCGAACUCACAGGUGCAAUUUCAUAUGUCUUGCCCAUUAUGAUUGCAGUGCUUACCUCAAAGUUUGUCAACGACCAGCUUUCUGUGGAGAACGUGUACGAUGCAUGGUUGAGCACUGAGUUCAACCAUAUUGGCGAGACCGGAGAGGUCAACAGUAACAAAGGGCAUGGGCUUUGCUCGUUCGCCAAUCUCUCCGCAACAUUCAAGGCAAGACUUCCGGAUGUUACGGUUAAAACUAUAAUGGUGCCAUUGCCCAAGACAAGAAAGCUUUACAUAUGCCCCAAUGAGCCGUACACGUUAUCGUCACUUUAUGCAUUCCUUUCGGAAGACGCCCAUGAAGGUUAUCCUGUCAUUUAUAGUGACGACAAGCCCCUCAGCUUGGGUUAUGUCACCAAAAAGCACGUAUAUCUUGAGAUUGCCAGUGUCAUAGGCAACACGCAACCAACAUCUGCAGUUGUGUCGUUCCAGGCAAGUCUACCGCCACAAGUAAGAGCGGAACAAGAAGAGUAUGAGCAGAAUCUCUCUCACAGAUAUGCCAAUGUGCAUUUGGUGACACUCGAAGUGGAGAAACCGAUCAUAAUCGUCAAGGACAAUACGCCGCUCAAGCAAGUAAUUGAAAUCGUGGAAAGACUCCAUAUCAACCACCUUGUUCUCACUGAACACAAAGACAACAACAGAAUGUGUGGAUUCAUUGACAGGUUCAUUCUCUCACGUCUCGUGACGCUGCGCUUUUCAGAAUUGCAACAUGAGAUGAGUAUAGUGGAAAGCGUAGCCAGCGAAUUUGAGAUUGGCGACGGCGACGAAACCGUGGAUGAGGACGCUAACUUCAGAAGACAGCGCGAGAGCAUCGAGCUCCUCACAUGA
Candidozyma auris is the source of this 2433-nucleotide messenger RNA. RefSeq lists its product as uncharacterized. Bases 1 to 2433 code for a protein of 810 amino acids. Lineage: Eukaryota; Fungi; Ascomycota; Pichiomycetes; Serinales; Metschnikowiaceae. Gene Ontology annotation, cellular component: membrane; early endosome; Golgi apparatus. Gene Ontology annotation, molecular function: voltage-gated chloride channel activity. The record is from RefSeq and is a predicted model, not a curated record. The transcript has a single exon. Gene Ontology annotation, biological process: chloride transport; transmembrane transport.